AUGGCCGACGAUCACAAUGGAGUCCCUCCAUUAGAGCUUGAGCAACAACAGAAAAAGCAUCACACCAACCUUGAGAUACCUGAUGAUGACGAGGAAAAUGAUUCCCCGAUUGAACAAGUCCGGUUCACAGUCCCGCCAACCGACAACCCGAGUUUACCAGUGCUGACAUGCCGGACAUGGAUUCUGGGAAUCAUAUCAUGCGCAACUCUGGCUUUUGUCAACACGUUUUUCGGGUACCGUCAGAACCCGCUGAGCAUCGGGUCGGUGGCGGCCCAGAUUGUGACUCUCCCACUUGGGAAGUUGAUGGCCUCUGCAUUGCCUGAUAAACAGAUUGGGUUUGGCAACUUCUCCUUCAAUUUGAACCCUGGACCAUUUAACAUCAAAGAGCAUGUUUUGAUCACCAUCUUUGCCAAUUGUGGUGCAAAUGGUGUCUAUGCUCUUAAUAUUGUCACCAGUGUCAAGGCCUUUUACCACAGGGAGCUCAACUUCUGGGCUGCUUAUCUUCUCUGCCAGACUACUAUGUUGCUUGGAUAUGGUUGGGCUGGAAUGCACCGGAAUGUCCUUGUUGAUUCUCCUUACAUGUGGUGGCCAGAGAAUCUUGUCCAGGUUUCACUGUUCAGGACAUUACAUGAGAAGGAGAAGAGGAAGAAGGGGACUCUGACAAGGCUGCAGUUCUUCCUGAUGUUUUUCGUCGCGAGUUUUGCAUAUUACCUUGUGCCAGGCUAUUUCGCGCCGACGAUUUCUUGCAUUUCCAUUGCCUGUUUGAUCUGGAAGGAUUCUGUGCUAGCCCAUCAGCUUGGUUCAGGUUUGAAAGGUCUGGGGCUCGGCUCAUUUGCGUUGGAUUGGAACACUGCUGUUAGCUUCCUAGGAAAUCCUAUUUCCACACCAGCAUUUGCCAUUAUCAACAUUCUGGCUGGUUUCGGCAUAUUUGUCUAUAUCGUCAUUCCAGCCGCAUAUUGGUCAAACAUUUAUAAUGCGACGAGGUUCCCGCUCUACUCAACAAAGACGUUCGAUGUAACCGGCCAAAAAUUCAACAUCUCCCGCGUCCUGAAUGAAGAAACCUUUCAGUUUGAUGAUGCUGGGUACAGAAGUUACAGCAAGCUUUACUUGAGUAUAUUUUUCGCCUUCAGUUAUGGCCUCAGCUUUGCUACUUUAACAGCUACCCUUUCGCAUGUUGGACUAUUUCAUGCAAAGACAAUAUGGGAGCUGACAUCAAAGACAACAAAAACGUUGAAAGGGAAAAUGGGGGAUGUGCACACCAGACUGAUGAAGAAAAACUACAAGGCGGUUCCUGCCUGGUGGUUUCACGCCAUGUUGGUACUGGUGUUCGGUCUUUCCCUCCUCUGUUGUGAAGGUUUUGGGAAACAGCUUCAACUUCCCUGGUGGGGGCUAAUAAUGGCAUGUGGCAUUGCCUGGUUUUUCACUUUACCAAUUGGUCUUAUUCAAGCCACUACAAACCAGCAACCUGGAUUGAAUGUCAUUACUGAAUUGAUCAUUGGUUUCAUCUAUCCCGGCAGACCUUUAGCCAAUGUGUCGUUCAAGACCUAUGGCUAUAUUAGCAUGACUCAGGCCUUAAUGUUUUUGAGUGAUUUUAAGGUUGGCCACUACAUGAAGAUCCCUCCCAGAUCGAUGUUCUUUGUUCAGUUGGUAGGAACACUGGUCUCAUCUUCUAUCCAGUUUUUAACUGGUUGGUGGCUGCUUACAUCGAUCAAAAACAUUUGCGAUCCUUCUUUACUCCCAGAGGGUAGCCCCUGGACCUGCCCCGGUGAUGAAGUUUUCUACAAUGCAUCAAUCAUUUGGGGAGUUAUCGGCCCGAACAAGAUGUUCACAAAGCAUGGAAACUACCCACAGCUCAACUAUUUCUUCUUGAUCGGCGCAUUGCUGCCAGUGCCCGUCUGGCUGCUCUCGCGCAAAUUCCCCGACAAGAAAUGGAUCCAGCUGAUCAACAUGCCCAUUAUCCUUGGAGCUACAUCAACCAUGCCGCCAGCAAGAUCCGUCAAUUUCAUCACAUGGGGAGCUAUCGGCCUCGUGUUCAAUGUUUACAUUUACAGGAAGUACAAGGCCUGGUGGGCUAGACAUGCUUAUAUCUUGGGAGCUGCUCUGAAUGCUGGAAUUGCGUUCAUGGGGAUCUUACUUUACUUCUCACUCAAUGCAUAUGAUAUUUCGGGUCCUGUUUGGUGGGGUAUGGAAACAACUGAUUAUUGCCCACUGGCAACUUGCCCUACAGAACCUGGAGUAAAAGUUGAAGGAUGUCCAGUUUUCUGA
Oldenlandia corymbosa var. corymbosa is the source of this 2265-nucleotide messenger RNA. NCBI's taxonomy places the organism in Eukaryota, Viridiplantae, Streptophyta, Magnoliopsida, Gentianales, Rubiaceae. The record is from the annotation of a GenBank genome assembly.